Messenger RNA from Cryptotermes secundus, 2218 nucleotides. RefSeq names its product glycerophosphodiester phosphodiesterase 1. Gene Ontology annotation, molecular function: phosphoric diester hydrolase activity. NCBI's taxonomy places the organism in Eukaryota, Metazoa, Arthropoda, Insecta, Blattodea, Kalotermitidae. Gene Ontology annotation, biological process: lipid metabolic process. The transcript is spliced from 6 exons. The record is from RefSeq and is a predicted model, not a curated record. Bases 59 to 1135 code for a protein of 358 amino acids.
CAUCGGUAAUACCAUUGUUGUUUUGUUGGGGACGUUCCAGGCUGUUUGGUAAACAGCAAUGGUUAGUGCUGCGAAUGUUAUAUGGGCUUGUAUGAAAGCUUCGUUUUAUAUUUAUGGGUUUUGGUUGUACUCGUCUGAAAUAGUAUGCUGUGCCGUUCCUACGGCUGGAAUUGGAGCUCUUCUGCUGUUUAUUCUAGUCCACAUUGGAAAAUUACCAGCUCCAGAUCCUGCCACAGUGGAAGAGAUACUUGGUCAAGAUCCUCUGCUGCAAGAACGUGAUGACAGUAAGAAGGACAGUGAAGAGGCAAUAUACAUAAUGAGAAGCAUUGCGCACAGGGGAGCUGCAUUAGAUGCUCCAGAAAACAGCAUAAGCGCUUUUAGACAGGCCAAAGAGAAGGGUAUGACCGCAGUGGAAUUUGAUGUUACACUUACCAAAGACAAUGUACCAAUAGUAUUUCAUGAUGACACUGUAGACAGAAUGACAGAAGCUACAGGCAGAAUCAACAGUAUGACAUGGGAAGAAGUUAAACAACUAGACAUAUCAGAAAAACAUCCAAUGAGACACAAAUAUGGUGGUGAAAGAAUUCCUCUCUUUGAAGAUGUUGUGAAGGAAUGCCUUGAUUUAGGGUUACGGAUGUUCAUAGAUCUUAAAGGAGAUGAUUUAAAGAUGGUCUCUGUGGUCCAUAAUGCAUACAAGAACCAUAAAGAAAUGUAUACCAGAGCCAUUGUCUCAUCAUUCAAUCCUUUCUUGAUUUACAUGAUACGGCGUGGAGACCCAUGUAUCACGAGCUCUCUGGCAUGGCGACCACACCUGUAUGCUUCCGCAUCGUACUCGGGAGUGGAAGGUGAAAGUCAGCCCCGCUACAACAACCUGCCGCAGAUGUUAGCAGCACGUGCUGUGGACACGAUCAACAAAUGGGCAUAUGAGAACUUCUUUCACCAUGUGCUGGGUCUAUCAGUCAUUCUCCUUCACAAGGACACCGUUACUUCAGAAGUGGUACGCCUUUGGAAGGAACGUGGUCUGAGAGUCAUGCCAUGGACAGUGAAUCUGCCACUAGAAAAACAAUAUUUCAGCCGAAUCCUCAAGGUCACAUAUCUUACAGAUACACUCAUUGGUGAAACCGAUGUGUCUUAAGUUUUCUCAAGUUUCUGAAUAUGCUGGAAUUUUUCUGCUGUGUGCAGAGAUUUGUUUCUCUGCUGUAAGUCGCAGAAACGUUUGGGAAGCUCAUACUGUCAUGUCUUCCAUGAAAAUGGCAUUUCCUCUUACAAAGCCAUAUGAGUUAUCACUUAUUUAUUUCAUCUGCUGAGUCAGUAAUUUUGAGGCUAAAUAUGGUUUGGCUGUGUGAACACUAAAGCCAAACCAUAAGUUCUGAAACCGUUUAGAGCAAUUACAUUACCUCCUACAUAAUCAGGAAUGUCAUAAGGCAAAUAAAUAAUGUUAAAAAAAUCACAUAUACAUAUCCACAUUUUGUGUUGUAAGUGCAUUGGCACUGAAUUAAAACUUCAUUCAUCUCUUCUCAAUGUUUCUGCCUUUUUAGGUUCUGAAGGAAUUGGUAUGAUAUUUUUUGAGCAGUUUGGCAAAACACUUACAGGGUGUUCUCUCUUAAUUCUGUCUUUCUUUCUCUUUCUCUGCUCUCGGUCAGCUGAAUAGUAUGUUCAAGGAUAAACUCAGUAAAAGGAAGUGUGUUUCAUUUACAAAUAUAUAUAACGAUAAAUAGUAGAUACUUUGUAUAAGACUGCUCUUUUGGACUUGGUUAGUUAUUCCUGUUUCUUAAGAAUGUUAUGUUUCAGAAAUUGGUUCUGUUUGCAUCUUGAGAUUAACAGCAGAAAACCUACCCUGCUGGAUCCCCAGGAAGAGCUAUUCUCAGAAGUUAUUCUAUUAUAGCUGUUACUGCAAAUCAUGAUCAUUGUCACUUUGCCAGCAGUGUAAUUCUGGUAUACUUGCAUGUGGCUACCAUCCUUAGAACUGGUUUAGUGGUGAUACUUGAUGCUCCAGCUGGAGAACAGAUGUGGAUCUCACAGUUUUCUAUACAUUGUAGGAAGUGAGGUGACACUGGUUCAUCAUUGUAAUAGUUCACAUAAAUACAGUAUGCGCCAAAGCAUGCAGUACUGAAACUCGCACAUCUCGAACACGCAUGUGCAUUUGUUGACGGGGCAUAGCUCCAGCCGCACGUAUUCCCAGUAGUGAAAAGGAGGUUGUGUUGCACAGUUGUUGGAA